Molecule: messenger RNA, 3069 nt
Organism: Rubroshorea leprosula
Lineage: Eukaryota; Viridiplantae; Streptophyta; Magnoliopsida; Malvales; Dipterocarpaceae
Source: the annotation of a GenBank genome assembly
CAUUUCCCAUCUUCAACUACUGCGACUCAGUUGAGACUUGCCCCCUGUUAGCGUUUUCCCUACUCCAGACAUGUGGUCAACCUUUUGUGCAACAAGUUUGCUAGGGAGUGCUUAUAAACAUGUCGCCAACUUAGCAGAAGCAGAGGCAGUCGCAUUUACUGGGCUACUCAUAUCCUUUCUAAGGUCUUGAUUACUUUGGGAGAAGAAAGCUAGCUUGGUACUGAAAUGCCAGUGAGAGCUACGAUGGAGAUGUCAAGUUAUUUCCUCCUUGUAUUGGUUGGUAGCUUCGCUCUUCCAAUUUCCAUGCAUGCUCAGGAUCAAACAGGUUUCAUUAGUUUAGAUUGUGGGUUACCAGAAGAUUUGAGCUAUUCUGAAACUACAAGAACAGGCAUAAAAUAUACUUCAGAUGCUGCCUAUGUAGAAACUGGCCGCAGUGAGAGUAUACUACCUGAAUUUCAGUCAAGGAUUCAGAGGCAGAUGUGGACUGUUAGGAGCUUCCCUGGAGGAGAAAGAAACUGUUACAACCUAAUCCUCAAGAAGGAUGAUCGUUUUUUAAUCAGAGCAGGGUUCAUGUAUGGAAACUACGACAAGAAAAACGAAGCACCGCAAUUUGAUCUGUAUCUGGGGCCUAACCUCUGGACUUCAGUGGCAUUAACAGAUGCAUCAACUCCCAUGAGCUUUGAGAUCAUUCAUACUCUCCAGUCAAAUCACUUGUAUGUUUGUCUUGUAAAUACUGGGAAUGGGACACCAUUCAUAUCAGUAUUAGAGCUAAGGCCUUUGAAAAAUACAACUUACGAAAGUGAAACUGGAUCAAUGGAGCUCGUCAAAAGGUUCGAUGCUGGUUCAACGACAGAAGCUUUCAGGUUUAACAAAGAUGUUUAUGACCGUUUUUGGGUCCCUUACAAUAGAAACGAUUGGGCACAGGUAAGUACUGCAUCCUCUGUUGGAAGUCACGAUGAUUACCAGCCACCAUCGAUUGCAAUGAUGACUGCCGUAACGCCUGCUGAUGCUAGUAAGACGUUGGAUUUUUACCUUGACACCCCGAAGUCUGAUGACAAGUUUUAUGCCUAUAUGUACUUUGCUGAAUUUGAAGCCAACGUGUCACGAGUGAUGAACGUAUAUCACAACGGCCUGCAUAAGUAUGGGCCUUUUACUCCUCGGUAUUUGAAUGCAACCACUCUAUUCACCCCAAAAGCCUGGGAAGUUGGACAGUAUGCAUUCUUUUCAAUCUCCAGAGCAGAAGGUUCAACUCUUCCACCCAUCAUUAAUGCCUUUGAAAUUUAUAAGGAGAAAAAGUUUCCAAAGUUACAAACAGCCCAACGAGAUGUUGAUUGUAUCUUGAAUAUAAAAUCUACCUAUGGAUUGAUGAAGAGCAACUGGCAAGGAGAUCCUUGUGCUCCUUAUUUGUGGGAGGGUCUUGACUGCAGACAGAACGAUAAUGAUCAACCUAGAAUCAUCUCCUUGAAUUUAUCCUCCAGUGGUUUGACAGGAGAAAUACCUUCUUGUAUAGCCAAUCUCACUGAAGUACAAUAUCUGGACUUAUCAAAAAAUAGUUUGACCGGAUCAGUGCCUGAGUUUCUUUCUCAGCUGCAAUUCUUGACAGUGCUAAAUUUGGAAGCAAACAUGCUUAAUGGUUCAGUUCCAGCCAAACUAAUUAAAAGGUCAGAGAAUGGUUUGCAAUUAAGAGUCAAAGGAAACCCAAAUCUUUGUGCAUCAAUAUCAUGCAAGAAGAAAACAGGCAAGGGUAUUGCUGUUCCAAUAGCAGUCUCAGCUUCUUCACUUUUGGCACUCAUAAUUGCAUUGGCUAUCCUAUGGAGACUUAAAAGUAGAAAACUUCUUGCUAGGGAGAGGGAUGGUUAUAGAUCAUCGUGCCUCUCACUGGAGCCAAAAAAUCGAAGAGUAACAUAUUCUGAGAUCCUGAAGAUCACAAACAAUUUUGAGAAAAUUCUUGGUAAAGGAUCUUUCGGAAUGGUUUUUCAUGGCUACUUCGGUGACACUCAGGUGGCAGUGAAGAUGCUUUCUCCACAAUCAGUUCAAGGAUAUAAGGAAUUUGAAGCAGAGGUCACGCUUCUUUUGAGAGUUCAUCAUAAAAGUUUGACGAGCCUUAUUGGAUACUGUUAUGAAGGCACCUACAUGGGGCUAAUCUAUGAGUACAUGGCCGAAGGAAAUCUAGCAGAGCAUCUAUCAGAGAGCAGCAAUCACAUCUUGAGUUGGGAACAAAGGCUUCAAAUAAUGCUUGAUGCAGCAUCAGGGCUGGAGUAUUUGCACAAUGGCUGUAAACCACCCAUUAUUCACAGAGAUGUGAAGUCUCGAAACAUCUUACUAAAUGAAAACUUCCAAGCCAAGAUGGCUGAUUUUGGGUUGUCCAAAACCUUUACCACGGAAGCUGGCAGUUAUGUGUCAACAGUUGUCGCUGGUACCCCUGGAUACCUAGAUCCCGAGUACUACCUAACAAACAGGUUAUCUGAGAAGAGUGAUAUCUAUAGCUUUGGGGUUUUGCUUCUGGAGGUCAUCACAACCCGGCCUGUGAUUGCAAACACCACUGACAAGACUCACAUAAGUCAGUGGGUAAACUUCAUGCUGUCCAAGGGUGAUAUCAAAAGAAUUGUCGAUCCAAGAUUGAAAGAAGAUUUUGAUGUUAAUUCUGCCUGGAAAGCUGUAGAAGUGGCAAUUGCCUGUGUGUCUCCAACUUCCACAGGAAGGCCAACCAUGAAAGAUGUCGUGGGGGAAAUUUACGAGUGCUUAGCAACUGAGAGAGCUAGGAAGAAGAUAGGACAUGAAAAUGGAUCACAAAACUCAGCUGGCAUGUUCACCGUGAACCUGAAUAUCAGUUCUGAAAUGGGUCCCUUUCUUCGGUGAUCUUGUAAACUUAUUGUUAUGUUCAGAAUAAAUUAAUCUCCAUACUGGAGAUGGAGUUACUGCAGAUUUCAGUGAUUUUAUAGCUAUAGUUGAUGCCAGCAUUAACAUAUGAGUCGUGGUUUAAUGUGUUUGAAGGAGUCUCACCUCCUAUAUAUAUGAUUUCGUCUUUGCAUUUGUACUUGUAGUUCCAAAGAAAUAACAAGUUAGUUC